Trichechus manatus latirostris (Florida manatee) is the source of this 396-nucleotide messenger RNA. Its product is annotated as histone H2B type 1-like. The transcript has 3 exons. The coding region runs from base 1 to 396 and encodes 131 amino acids. Gene Ontology annotation, molecular function: structural constituent of chromatin; DNA binding; protein heterodimerization activity. NCBI's taxonomy places the organism in Eukaryota, Metazoa, Chordata, Mammalia, Sirenia, Trichechidae. Gene Ontology annotation, cellular component: nucleosome. The record is from RefSeq and is a predicted model, not a curated record.
AUGAGAGCUGGGAAUACAGAAAUAGCCUAUUACGGGGCGUGUAAAUUGGGCCUCGCAAUGCCUGAGCCAGCCAAGUCCGCUCCAGCCCCGAAGAAGGGCUCCAAGAAGGCGGUGACCAAGGCGCAGAAAAAGGAUGGCAAGAAACGCAAGCGCAGCCGCAAAGAGAGCUACUCCGUCUACGUGUACAAGGUGCUGAAACAGGUCCACCCUGACACCGGCAUCUCGUCCAAGCGCAUCGCAGGCGAGGCGUCUCGCCUGGCGCAUUACAACAAGCGCUCGACCAUCACGUCCAGGGAGAUCCAGACGGCCGUGCGCCUGCUGCUUCCCGGGGAAUUGGCCAAGCACGCCGUGUCCGAGGGUACCAAGGCCGUCACCAAGUACACCAGCUCCAAGUAA